UACUCCGCAUUUUCGAUAAUGGGGGGAUCCGGGCCGUUUUGGUUCCGGUCAGUGUUAGCAACAGGUGCAUUAAGAGAAAUCAUUUAUAUGGCACGUGGAUAGGGUUGGUUCAUUAAGCUACUGACAUCCGCUGUUCUUUGGCAAGAUGAUGUCCACGUUAAGUCAAGCUGCAACGGAGCUCCAUAGAUGACAGGUAGCUUAUGUAAUCUGCGCUAUACAUACACAUAUAACAUCAUGGUGGCCGAACGUUUGACCUUCCGAAACCUUACCUCGACGCCAAUUACCUUAAAGAGCCUCGAGCGGUUUCGCGCACCAGGCAAUGGCAUCACCCGAGUUUUGUCCAAUAUCUCUUGCACCAGUGACCAUUCUGGUGACGAGCCCUUUACACACGAGGAGGUCAAUUUCCAUGCUGAGCCCUUCAAAACUAUCGAGACGGAGCUCCCCGCGUUCAUGGACUCGGAGAAGGAGCGAUUGCGCUGGACCUUCGAGGUCGAGAGGGAGCAAUACCAGAUCAACACACCCGUGUCGGCGAGUGAAUCGGCCACUAUGAAGGCAUUAAGCGACGAGCCUCGUUUCCAAUUCACCUGCAUCUUCCUGAGAGAUGAGUCCUACUUGACCAUUUUCUCGUCCGCUCAUCUGAAUGCGUGGAUGGGCGAACUGAACGAUAACACUUUGCUCUCCUCUCUUUCAAUCCCUGGCACGCACAACUCUCCAACCUGCCAUCUGGCCCCUCCUUCAGUCCGCUGCCAGUCUGUCAGUCCUCGGGAGCAAUUGCGCAAUGGGGUUCGGUUCUUUGAUAUCCGUGUACAGCCCCAACACCCCGAGAACCCGGACCGUGACGAACUGGUCUUGGUACACGGUGUUUUCCCAAUUUCUUUCACUGGGAGCAAAUACUUCAAGGACUUGAUGAACGAGGUGGACGGGUUCCUCGAACACAACCCCACUGAAACACUCAUCAUCUCAUUGAAACGCGAAGGUCCCGGAGAGCACAGCGACGAGCAGCUGAGUCGCAUCAUGCGCGAUCACUACGCGAUCCCCGAAAGCCGGUGGUAUACAGAGCCUAAGAUCCCAACCGUAGGCGAAGUCCGCGGCAAGGUUGUUCUCAUUCGUCGGUUCCACAUCGAAGAACGACUGAAGCACGAGCAUGGAGACAGGGGCUGGGGCAUUGAUGCUGGCGACUGGGCGGACAAUUGCGCCCAUGCAGUCUGCCCGAGUGGUCAGGUCUGCAUCCAGGAUUUCUACGAGGUCCUGGAGACAAACACUAUCGAGAAGAAAAUUCAAUACGUCACGGAACAGUGCCACCGCUCCAGUGAGACAUGCUACCCAUUUGGCAUUCUCCCAGACCCCGAUGCUACCAGAGCGCAUCCCUUUUAUAUCAACUUCCUCAGCGCCAGUAAUUUCUGGAAGUAUGGAACCUGGCCCGAGAAGAUUGCGGCCAAGUUGAACCCGGCGACUGUGGAUUAUCUCUGUCGGAAACAUAGUGAAAAGGACGGUGACUGGUCUACUGGUAUCCUGGUCACGGAUUGGGUCGGACACGAUGGCGAUUGGGACCUCGUGCGGUGCAUCGUGGGCAUGAAUUCCAAACUGAGAUUGAGACAAAUGGGAUACGAGGAGUCCUGAGCUACGAGUUUGAAAAGAGUUAGUCCUCUGUCUAUUAUAUGCCUCAUGAUAGUAUCCGCUUCUGAAAAAGCAUUUCGAAUAUAACAUGACAAUCUUUAAUUUCUC
This is a messenger RNA of Aspergillus wentii DTO 134E9, 1725 nucleotides long. RefSeq names its product phosphatidylinositol-specific phospholipase C. The coding region runs from base 187 to 1620 and encodes 477 amino acids. The transcript is spliced from 2 exons. The record is from RefSeq and is a predicted model, not a curated record. Gene Ontology annotation, biological process: lipid metabolic process. Gene Ontology annotation, molecular function: phosphoric diester hydrolase activity. Lineage: Eukaryota; Fungi; Ascomycota; Eurotiomycetes; Eurotiales; Aspergillaceae.